AUGUAUUUGAAAGGCAGAAAUGGAAAAACUGAGCACCAUGGGGAAAAUGACGAGAAUUUCCAAAAUGAUGAAAAUUGUCAAAAUAACAGAAUGGAUAUGAAUAAUUACAAAAAUAUUAUGCACAAUAAGAAAAAAAAAUUGGGACUUAUGGGCAUGGAUUAUUUAGACAAGACUGUUAAAUUCUCAAAAACGGAGAAGAAAAGUAGAGACUGCGUGGAUGGAAGAGGCACACAUCAACAAACAUCCAAUCCUGGAGAAGUAAUGGAAGAAGAGGAAGAAGAGGAAGAAGAAGAGGAAGAGGAAGAAGAAGAAGAAGAUACAGAAGAAGAUGAAGAUUAUGAAGUUGAUGAAGAAGACGAGGAAGAUGAAGAUUAUGAAGUUGAUGAAGAAGACGAGGAAGAUGAGGAUUAUGAAGAUGAUGAUUACGAAGAAGAAGAUUUAGAAGACAAAAUGAAACAAAUUAAUUUCAACUCGUACAACAAUUAUUAUUAUGAGUCGUAUAACUCAGGUGGGGGAGAAAAAAAAACUGAAAUAAGCCAUCCGGUGGGGAGCAAAAAUGAAAAAUUCGAAAAAGGAGAGGAAAAAAUGGACGUCCGAGUGGAUACUCAAGUGGAGGCCCAAAAGGAGAAGAGGAACGAAAUGAUGUUUGAGCGGUACAACAAAUUGUUGCAAAAUUAUAAACUGAAGAAGGAGAAAAUGGAUACAAAGUUUGCAAAAGACAAGAUCAUCGAUGGUGGAGAAAAUGGAACGGAUGAGGUAGAGGAAGAAGGAGGUUCUUCAUGCUACAGCUGUAACAGCAGUAACGGUGAAGAAAGAAUCAAAUACAGAACUACAAAUGGAGGGAUUGAAAAUACUAGACAUAUAAAUAUGGGUAAAGAUAACCAGAGUAGCGAGAAGUAUCUGAUGGGAGACACAAACAACUACUUAAGGGAAAGGUACGAAGAAGAGGAAGGAGAAGAAGAAGAUAAUAAGGACAAUUUCAUAGCAGAUGUGCUGAAUAGAAUAGACGAAAUUUAUAAUAAAGAGUCAAGAUACACUAAUUUAAAAAGUGUAAACAAUAGUAAUAACAAUAUAUGUAUUAACGAUUUAAAUUUAAACCUAAUAAGUGAUUAUUUAAAUGUCGACAUUUCAGUUUUUCAUAAAAAGACAACCAUACUAUUAUUGGGAAAUCCUCAGAGCGGAAAAAGUUCUUUCAUUAAUUGGUUUACGGAAAGUUAUGUUCAAAAUACGAAUUGUCUGGUGAAAAAAAAUGAAAUAACUUAUGUGGAUAUAAAAAAUAAUUUCAAAUUUAAUUUUAAACGAUUAAAUAACGCCAAUUAUCAGUUUGGAUAUAUGAAUCGAUACAAAAGUAGGAAGUGUGGUUUCAAUGCUUCUCACAGUAAUGCAAGAAAUGUUAAUCAAAUUGGGAGUGCUCAGACAAACCAUGGGAAUGAUGAAAACAUGGACAGCAGCAGUAGUAGUAGUAGUAAUAGGAGUAGUAACAGGAGUAAUAGCAGAAAUGGUAACAGCAGAAAUGGUAAAUGUAAAGGUAGAAUUCCAACUGGUGAAAUAACCCCUCACAAGCAGAAUAAAAAAAUAAUCCUGUCUGGAGAAAACUGUGAUUAUCUGUUUAUGCCUUUUCAGAAACUACGUAAAAAGGCACACAAUAUUAAAAACUACAUAUAUGGGAAAAUAUGCUACCAAAACAAUUUGACAAAAUAUAUGAACAGAAUCAAUUCCGUAUCUUUUUUAGAUACCAGUGGAAUAAAUGAUAUUUGCGAUAUGGAAUAUGAUGAAAUCAUCAUGAAUCUUUCAAAAUAUGUAGAUUCUAUAUUCAUAUUUGUUGAUUCAAAUCAGUUUUCCAUAAACAACAGACUACUAAGAAUAAUCAAUUAUCUAUUGGACAACCAAUUGCAUAAGGUAACCAUCUGUCUUACAAGAAUCGAUUUAAUCCAAAAAAUUAAUUUAUACAAAGUUGUAUUUUACCUUACUCAGUAUUUUCUAAGAAAUUUAAACCUCUUUAAGAACAAUUUGACAAACAUCAAUGGACCCUCUACCUACCUCAAUAAAGGACAAAUCGAUCCAUACACUUGUCAACAAAUAGAAGAGAAAAAACAACAAGGGCAUAGCAAAAAUUUUCAUAAAAUAAGUGAAUACUUUAACAGGUCUAUUAAAUCCUUCCAGAAUCUUCUGCUCAUCCCUGAACUUCUCUCCAAAAUUGGUAGUACCAAAAAUUGUCGUCAGGGCGAUUCAGCAUUCAGAGGUUUUAAAAAUUACCACACCAGUUCUAUUCGACAUGCGCAUCCCCAUCUGGGCGAGGGGGAAGACAAAGAGGAUGAAUAUGAGUAUGAACGAGCAGAAAGAUACAAACACGGUGAUGGACGAGGACACUACUAUAACUUCCAAAUGGAGCACGACCAACUGGGUUACAGAAACAUGGAUGAAUAUGAACCAAGUUGCAGGGAACUGAAUAAUUUCCAGAUGAAGAAGCACCAUCCGUAUGGGGUCGAAAAGGAACUCAGAAAAUAUGAACCCACGCAAGAGCAAGGGGUAGUGGAGGAAAAAGAAGAAGAAGGUGGAAUUUUGAAAAAAAUUCUUACAAAAAGUUACAACUCCUUUAAGGAUAAGCUAAUGAAUUCCAAUCAUACCAAGGGUAGAAGCAUGAGCAGAUGUAAGAAUGACUCAAGGGAGAGAGAAGGGAUGUGCAACAAUGGGCGACGUGUUUCCCAAGUGAACAGACAAAAUGUGAGUUUUUCUGAUUCUGAAGAGUUAAAUGAAUCGGGGGAAGGUAACUACCAGUAUAACACACAAGAUCGAAAAAAAAAAAUAAAGGACAAGAGCCAAAGAGGGGAGGGUGAAGGAAAGGUAAAAAAGCAAUUGGAUAAUUUAUUUGAAAAAAAGAUAAAUUAUGGAGAUUGUUUAAAAAAUUUAAGUAUAUUUUUCCUUGUUUUAAUUUAUGAAGUUGUAAUGACUGUCUAUAGUAUAGUGCAUACAAGUAUAAAUAAUUAUAUUAACACAAAUGGUCGUCGUGGGAGAGUAAUAAAUGUCGAUAAAUUGCACCAGUUGGAAGAUGCUAAUAAGUUUAAGCACAAUGAUAGAUAUAACAGUUCCAACAAUUCUUACAAAAUAUUAGAAUUUUUGACUAUAUAUUUACCAGAAAUACCACGGGAUUUGUUAAAAAAAGAGAAAUGGAAAUAUGAAGGGCAUAAUAUCAAAUAUAACCAGGAAAGGAGAAACCGAUUCAGUUGUAACAUCAUCAACUAUGAAAAUAAUCAGUAUUUUGGACGAGUGAAAAAGGAUCAUUUAAGUCUAAAUGAGUAUGAUGGUGGUGCUAGUGACCUUGGUAGUGGAAGUGACAGUGGUAAUGGGGAACAUAUCAACAAUAAUCCAUAUAAUAAUUCACGAUACCCCCAAAGGAGAAGCAUUCCUGAUGAUUUCAUGCUUCUAGGAAAUACAAAUAAUACAACGAAUAGGUAUAUGAACAUUCCAAAUAAUGAUAGUUAUUUAACUCCUAAUCAGGUUACAGGGACUAGUCAGGUCUCAGGGAUUAACCAUAUAUACAGAGAUCCUUCCAUGAUUGACAAUUAUUACAACGUCAAUGGGAAUACCAGCUCGUAUUUACAAAAAAAUGGCAACACAAGACGCCGAGGAUCCUACUUAACCAAAGGGGAAGUAUCACAUGAACAUGUAUCCGAUAUGCACCACAAUUUCCGUGUAAAUAAUAUGUAUAGCGGGGUAAGCAAUGGAAGGGGCACCUACAACCUCCGUAUUGACCCGAGAGUGGACUCAUAUGGUAAUGCACCUUUUCACGAUUUCCCACGCGCACGCAUACGCAAUGAUGAUGUUAAAGAACUUAACAUGAUACAGGAGCUCCUAUUUAAAAUAGACGAGACAAUUGACUUGAAGAGCAACCAAAGUAUUUACAUGCUCAAACGAGACCUCGAAAAAAUACAAAAUAGUUGCUUAAAAAAAAUAUCCGAUAAUGAAGAAAUAAUUAAGAAAAACAGAUCCUUACGUAUCCAAAAUAUAAAAUUUUAUUUUUUCAAAUACAUGGCCAUAUUUUUCGGAUUUAUCAUAUCAUUACUCAGAUAUGAUUUGCUAGUAUACUUCAAUUUUGUAAAACCAGAAUUAUUGUUUAGUAUAUUCUCCAAAUAUUUCUUGUUUUUAUCAUCUUAUAAUAAAAAUUCUCUUUUCAUAGCAAUCAAUAUAAUUCUCGUAGCUACUUACUUUGUACUCUAUAUCAGAUACAACAGGAGAAAUUAUUUCAAAUCUCUAGGAAAAAGUGAUCUCAACAAACUAAAAAUUAUUUUGCUCUUUACACAAAUUAUCUUCGACGAAGUCAAUCAGUUGCAUUUAAAACUCCUUGGUCGGAAGGGCCGUCCUGAUGACUAG
Molecule: messenger RNA, 4371 nt
Organism: Plasmodium gonderi
Lineage: Eukaryota; Apicomplexa; Aconoidasida; Haemosporida; Plasmodiidae
Exons: 1
Coding region: 1-4371 (1456 amino acids)
Source: RefSeq, a predicted model, not a curated record